UAGUCGUCCCAAGCCAGCAAUAAUUCUGUCACUGGAUAUCCUCCUCCCAUUCUCUUAUCCUGUCUCUUUCUCAGAGAAGUUUGUAAGAAAGACAUCAAUGUUAUUGCCUUAUCCUUCAAAUUGCCAAUUCUUGGCCAAGAAAGCACCAGCAACUUCAUCUACAUUUUCUCCCUUCAUUCCUUACUGUUUCUUGAACAAAAAAAAAGACUCAAUCAUUCAUAAUUCUCUCUUGCUAAGCUUAUAGCUUCUGCAAAGCUGAAGUCACUACAUUAGUUUGAAUUGAACACUGAAUCAUGGCAACAGAUCCUGCAGGCAGGAGGAGUUCCAACACGCAGAUUCUGCAAGAACUCGAGGCGCUUAGCGAGUCGAUGUACCAGUCCUACACCUCAACCACAGCUCGACGGACCCUACCAUCUCUGCCGUCGGUGACAAAGAUGGGGCGACCGCCAACCCAAAGUCUAGGCCCAGGCGCAUGUCGUUGUCUCCCUGGCGGUCUCGGCCUAAGCUCGACAACGAAGAAAAUGAUCAGAGAGGAACCAACAAGGCAUCAUCAGCAUCUAAAGAAGCCAACAACAGGUGGGCUGAUGAACCAGCUGCAUCAUCAGAGAAGAAAUCGAUAUGGAACUGGAAGCCGAUUCGUGCGCUUAAGCAGCUCGGCAUGCAGAAGCUGAGCUGCUUGUUCUCUGUUGAAGUUGUCACAGUUCAAGGCCUUCCGGCUUCCAUGAACGGGCUUCGCCUGUCUGUUUGUGUUAGAAAGAAAGAAAAUAGAGACGGGGCGGUCCAGACGAUGCCAUCCAGAGUCUCACAGGGGGCUGCUGAUUUUGAGGAGACUCUAUUUAUAAGGUGCAAUGUUUACUACACUCCUGGCAGUCGAACACGCAUGAAAUUCGAACCACGUCCCUUUCUGAUAUACGUGCUUGCGGUUGAUGCUGAAGAGCUGGAUUUUGGACGACGUUCGGUGGAUUUGAGUAGCUUGAUUCAAGAAUCUAUAGAGAAGAGCUCUGAGGGUGCAAGAGUUAGGCAAUGGGACAUGAGUUAUGAUCUUUCCGGCAAAGCUAAGGGAGGUGAGCUUGUUCUGAAGUUGGGCUUUCAGAUCAUGGAGGACGGGGGCGUUGGAAUAUACAAUCAGGCUGAGGUGCAGAAGACAGGCAAGACCAGAAGUUUCUCACCAUCGUUUGCCCGGAAGCAGUCGAAAUCAUCCUUCAGUGUUCCAAGUCCAAGACUGUCGAGUCGAGCUGAAGUCUUGACUCCUUCACAGCAAGGAGCAGCAUCAGAUCUUCAAGGAAUUGAUGACUUGAAUCUCGAUGAGCCUGCUCCAGCACCGUCAGUUCCUCCUCAGUUGCAAAAGCCUGAGGAACCGGAGGCGAAGAUUGCUGAUGAUAAUGAUCUCCCUGACUUUGAUGUUGUCGACAAGGGGGUCGAAAUUCUGGAUAAAGUCGGUGAGGAAGGCGACGAGCCUGAAGAGAAUUCAGAGAAAGGAUCAGUGGCAAGUGAGGUUGUCAAGGAAGUUGUGCAAGAUCAGUCCCACCUGACAAGAUUGACAGAGCUUGAUUCGAUUGCUCAGCAGAUAAAAGCUCUUGAAUCCAUGAUGAGGGAGGAGAAAGAAAUCAAGACAGAUGAAGAAACUGCAUCACAAAUAUUAGAUGCAGAGGAGGAUAAAGUGACGAGAGAAUUUCUUCAAAUGCUUGAGGAUGCAGAGGGUGAUAAACUCAACGGUUAUGAUGAUGAAAUUCCUCCUCUGAAGCUGGAAGGCUAUGAGAGUACAGAAGAGACAGAAUCCGAGGUUUUUCUGCCCGAUCUUGGGAAGGGAUUGGGAUGCAUCGUUCAAACAAGGAACGGAGGCUACUUGGCAGCAAUGAAUCCUCUGGAUACCGUAGUUGCAAGAAAAGAUACACCAAAACUAGCAAUGCAGAUAUCGAAACCGUUGGUUCUUCAAUCAAACAAGACUGGUUUUGAGUUAUUCCAGAAGAUGGCAGCCAUAGGUCUUGAAGAAUUGACCUCAGAGAUCUUCUCAUUGAUGCCUAUGGAUGAACUCAUGGGCAAAACAGCUGAGCAGAUAGCUUUUGAAGGCAUUGCUUCGGCAAUAAUCCAGGGAAGGAACAAAGAAGGUGCUAGCUCAAGUGCUGCCCGCACCAUCACCACCGUCAAGUCCAUGGGAACCGCCACUAGUACAGGCAGAAAGGAAAGAAUUUCAUCCGGGAUAUGGAAUGUCAGUGAAGAACCGGUGACGGUUGAUGAGAUUUUAGCAUUCUCAUUGCAGAAGAUAGAGAGUAUGGCAGUGAAUGCUCUGAAAAUUCAGGCAGAUACAGCUGAUGAAGAUGCUCCAUUCGACGUUUCACCACUUGAUGCAAAAAACAUUACGCCUAGUGGGAAAGUUUACAAUCACAUAUUAGCAUCUGCUACUCCAGUUGAGGACUGGAUCAAAGCUACCAACACAAAGGGUUCUUCAUAUGAUGGUGUGGACUCUGAAGCCAUAACGAUGUCUGUGGUUGUCCAGUUACGGGAUCCAAUCAGGCAGUAUGAGGCAGUGGGAGGCCCUAUGCUAGCACUGGUUCAUGCAACAUGCGUUGCAGACGACUCGUCCAAUAAUAAUUAUAGUGAGGAGAAGAGGUACAAAGUGGCAAGCCUGCAAGUUGGAGGCAUAAAAGUGGGAAGUUCAGGGCGCAAAAACGCAUGGGAUGGCGAGAAGCAACGGUUGACAGCAUUGCAGUGGCUUGUAGCAUAUGGGAUAAUAAGGGCAGGGAAGAGGGGAAAACGUCUAACGUCAAAGGGACCGGAUCUCUUCUGGAGCACGUCAUCCCGUGUAAUGGCUGAUAUGUGGCUCAAACCGAUAAGAAAUCCUGACGUCAAAUUCACCAAGUAAAGUUCCCAGUUUUUUUGGCCUAAACAAAGUGAGAAGGCCGAGUUAUUUCAUUCUUGCAUGUCUGCUGCACAUUCUUUCUAUUAAAAUGAAAAACAAAAACAUAGUUCGGCUUUUAUGUAAAGAUCACUGACUUAUUCUCAGUAUUUACGUGUGUUAUACUAGAAGAACGGACAUCGUUCAAACAUACAUUAGCAGCUUUCGAUAACUCAAAUCAUAUAUAGUUUUACGUUUUAAUUAUCGUGUAUGUAAUUUACCAAACAUCAAACAAAAGAAAUGUGAACGGCAUUGCUCUUGUGUUAUCCUGUA
Molecule: messenger RNA, 3169 nt
Organism: Sesamum indicum (sesame)
Lineage: Eukaryota; Viridiplantae; Streptophyta; Magnoliopsida; Lamiales; Pedaliaceae
Product: protein PLASTID MOVEMENT IMPAIRED 1
Source: RefSeq, a predicted model, not a curated record